AUGGCCAUGCCAUGCACUCCCAGUCUUGCUAAUCUACCGAGCGCCGGCAUGCUCUCCUUCACUCUCUUGGCUGAGCGCGUUGUAGGCAUGCUCGAAGAGACCUUCCGCUUCGCAGCCGAAGCAGCGACAACCCCCAGUCCCGUCGAGAGCCCCUGGGCCAAGCGCUACCGGCAACGCUUGCGAGACUUGAGCAGUAAGGGGAUCGUUGGAUGGUUUGAAACGCCCGUCGCGGCAGGGGAGGGGGAUAUCGGGCGGCGGACCGUUGGAUUGGGGUGGGAGUUCGGGAUUCUGGAUGAUGCUGCUGAUACCAUGCUCCUGACUCUAGAUCUCGGCGUGGAGUUCAUCUGGAUAGACGCAUUGUGUAUUGAUCAGGAUGACGCCAACGAUCGGAAGGACCAAGCAAGCAAAAUGGGGGAGAUAUAUGAAAAUGCACUACUGACACUGAGCGCAAGUGCAUCCGAAAACAUUCGCACUGGGCUCUUCCAUAGCGCAGCCCAAAAUACAAACUGA
Aspergillus alliaceus is the source of this 510-nucleotide messenger RNA. RefSeq lists its product as uncharacterized. NCBI's taxonomy places the organism in Eukaryota, Fungi, Ascomycota, Eurotiomycetes, Eurotiales, Aspergillaceae. The coding region runs from base 1 to 510 and encodes 169 amino acids. The transcript has 3 exons. The record is from RefSeq and is a predicted model, not a curated record.